Molecule: messenger RNA, 312 nt
Organism: Macrosiphum euphorbiae (potato aphid)
Lineage: Eukaryota; Metazoa; Arthropoda; Insecta; Hemiptera; Aphididae
Source: the annotation of a GenBank genome assembly
AUGGUCGAGAGCCAGCAGCAGCUGCUGCUGCUGUGCAAGUCGCAUGCAGAAGGGGUCACGAUGGGAGGGGAGCGGCUGAGCCGAUGUGUUUUCGUGUGCGGCCAAUGGAUCGUGAAAAAAAAAAUAAAAACCAACGCCGCGCCGCCGUCGUUGCGUGGUAUGCCGUCGACGGUUGGCCACACUGCGGUGCGACCGAACGAAUCUCGUAAAAUACGGUGCAGCGGCAGCUUCCGACCGCACUGGCAGCGCGGGACCGGGGACAAGGCUCAAAACGACAAAAUACGCUUCGGGCACGACCAAGGUUGCUCCUAA